UACAUAUUGCAGUCUUCUAUCAGACGCCGUAAAAAGAUAAAAAGAAAUGUGUUUUUAGUCAAAAUCGCCCACAAUUAUGGUUCCUUUUUAUUUGUUGUUUAAAUAUAAUUAGUUUAGAGUAAUGCUGUUAGAAAAACGUUAUGCCAUCGAGCGACAUGACUUUUACAGUUAAACAUAUGCGGUCGUGUACUUAUAAUUGUAUCUCUCGAUGAACAAUUUGAAAGAUCAAAAAGGAAUGAAUAUAAGCAUAACUCAGAAUGGAAAUUAUGACUUCAAAAUCUAAAACUAUCCGUCCUCAAGAAUGGGUUCCAUUUGUAACUCAGCAACAAAGACUUCGGAAUCUCAUCCAAAUACUGGGCUACAAUUUAUGUGCUGAUCAAGCAUAUUUAGCUAACAAACCAUCAUUUUAUUAUACUUUGCAUUUAACAACAAUGUGUGCUCCAUUAUACACAAGUGAAAAAAUUUGUGGGCGUAACCCAAAGUGGAAAAAAUUGGAUAUUUGUAGCACAAUUGGAUCUGCUAAAGCUGUUGUUAUAAGAUUAUGGCAAGAUUCAAAUGACCGGACAAAAGUGUUAUUUGUUUGGGGUAUAGAAUUGAGCGGUCUUCUGUACAUAACACCAAUGACUUUAGAACCAAAAAUGUUUCAUUCCAACUCUCUUGUGUUUUGCAUGACAGGUGGCAACUAUACAGUUCCUCAUUGUUUAGCUGAGGAUCAACCCACUUUAGCGAGAAUAACUGAUCUUACUUUACCUGCUAAAGAUGUAAGAAUAAGUGGAACAUUGUCACAACUCACUAGAAUGCAUAGUAUACAACGUAAAACUGUUGAAAAAAAAGAGGCAGCAUCUAUUUUAAAAGAUAAAGCAAUUCAAGGUGAGAUUAAUUGGAAUAAAAAUCGUACAGCAAGGCAUCAAAGUGCAACUUUACGUCGAAUUAUGGCCAAAGAUGUUGGCCAAAAGCCUUCUAGAGAAAAUAUUCUCUCCAGGAAAAAAGAAAUUGAAUUAGUCAAAUUUAGAGUGCUGCUAUUGAACCAGGAAAAAACUCGUAAGAUUUCCCUUCUACGACAUAAAACUGAAGCUAGUAAAUUACUUUAUAAUGAAAACUGUAUUAAAAGCAAUAAACUAAAAGAAAUAUUUGAGGGUUUAAGUACAGACGUCAAUCGAUUAAAACAGUGGAAUCUCUCAUCAAGUUCUACUGAAACAUUAUUAGCUCUUAACAGUCAACUUGUGUAUCGUAGAAAAGAACUUAUUUUGGAACUAAAUUACAUAUAUCCUAUUACCGAGGCCGAUGGAAACUUAUCAAUAUGUAAUGUUCACUUGCCAAAUUCAGAAAGUUUUGAUGGUUACAAUGAUAUUCAGUUGAGCGUUGCACUAGGCUUUGUUUCUCAUUUAACACAUAUGAUAGCUUAUUUUCUAGACAUACCAUUACGUUAUCCUAUACACCAUGAAGGAUCACGCAGUAAAAUCAUUGAUCAUAUUUCUUUAGAUAUGCAAGACAGAGAAAGACUAUUUCCUUUAUUCGGUCGAAGUAAAUCACGGUUAGAAUUUAAUUAUGCAGUUUAUUUGCUUAAUAAAAAUAUUGCUCAACUUCGCUGGUAUAACGGUUACAGUACCAAUGAUUUGCGUACUACUUUACAUAAUUUUUUAAUCAUGUUGCAACCUCAAUCAAGUUUACUGAAAUCAGAUUGUAAAAAGCAUGUAACAUCUUCUAAUUCAUCUUUAGAAUCUUCCCAUAAGCCUAUACCGAAGUAUUCCAAAGACAUUCAUCAGUAUCGAGAAGGAGGGGAAACGAGUAGUUCAGAUGAUGCAAGAGCUCGAGAUAUCCCAUCCACUUUAUCAGAUACUUCUGUUUCUAAGGAUAAAACUUCAGGCUAUAAAGACUUACAUCCAACUUGUUUACACUGAAUUUUUUUAUUAAAUUAUUGUUACCGAUUGUUGUUAUAUAAAUUACAUAAAAUUUAUAAGA
Molecule: messenger RNA, 1962 nt
Organism: Adelges cooleyi (spruce gall adelgid)
Lineage: Eukaryota; Metazoa; Arthropoda; Insecta; Hemiptera; Adelgidae
Gene: Uvrag
Product: UV radiation resistance-associated protein
Exons: 9
Coding region: 258-1901 (547 amino acids)
Biological process (GO): SNARE complex assembly
Cellular component (GO): lytic vacuole; endosome
Molecular function (GO): SNARE binding
Source: RefSeq, a predicted model, not a curated record